This is a messenger RNA of Prunus armeniaca (apricot), 1005 nucleotides long. Lineage: Eukaryota; Viridiplantae; Streptophyta; Magnoliopsida; Rosales; Rosaceae. The record is from the annotation of a GenBank genome assembly.
AUGGCUACAACUAAAAUUGCUUUAAUGGAAGAACAGACAUACAUAAUUCACAUGGACAAGACCAAAAUCACAGACUCAGAUCAUCAACAAUACUACCAAGCAGUGAUUGAUUCCGUCACCAAACUCUCAUCUCAAGAAGAAGAAGAAGAAAACAAGACACCAACUCCUCAGCUCCUUUACAUAUAUGAAACUGCUAUAUCAGGUUUUGCAGCAAAGUUGUCAACCAAUCAACUCAAAUCCUUGAACCAAGUUGAUGGUUUCCUCUUUGCCAUACCUGAUGAGCUGCUAAGUCUCCAUACCACACAUACUCCACAGUUCCUUGGCUUACAAAAUGGCAAGGGACUUUGGAGCGCUUCCAACUCAGCCUCGGAUGUAAUUGUUGGCCUUGUUGACACAGGAAUCUGGCCAGAACAUGUAAGCUUCCAGGACUCAGGUAUGUCCCCGGUACCCUCUCGCUGGAAAGGCACUUGUGAAGAAGGCACAAGGUUCUCAUUUUCAAAUUGCAACAAAAAGCUUAUUGGUGCAAGAGCUUUUGUCCAAGGGUAUGAGGCCAUUGUUGGCAGAGUCAAUGAAACAGUGGAUUAUCGAUCCCCUCGUGACUCAAAUGGGCAUGGAACUCAUACUGCUUCCACUGCAGCUGGUAACUUUGUGAAUCAAGCCAGCUUAUUUGGCUUGGCCAAGGGCUCAGCCAGUGGAAUGAAGUAUACUGCAAGAAUUGCAGCCUAUAAGGCCUGCUGGACAUUGGGAUGCGCUAACUCUGAUGUAAUGGCUGCUAUUGACAGUGCUGUUGCAGAUGGGGUAGACAUUUUGUCACUCUCAUUGGGAGGUGUUUCUAAGCCUUAUUACAAAGACAAUAUUGCUAUAGCUUCAUUUGGGGCAAUCCAACAUGGAGUUUCUGUGUCAUGCUCAGCCGGUAACUCAGGCCCUUCUAGGUCAAGUGUUAGUAAUGCCGCACCUUGGAUUAUGACUGUUGUUGAUGCUCUUUUUCGGAGAGGGUCAACUUAG